This is a messenger RNA of Ectocarpus sp. CCAP 1310/34, 1713 nucleotides long. The record is from the annotation of a GenBank genome assembly. NCBI's taxonomy places the organism in Eukaryota, Phaeophyceae, Ectocarpales, Ectocarpaceae.
UUUUCGAGGUUCCAGCUCAUCCAUGCCUCGCGUCACGACUGCCGGGAGACACCCCAAAUCAAGACGCCUCAGCAGCAGCAGCCUCGAAAACAGCAUCGUCGACUAUCCAACUCCGAAACUUUACGGUGGAUCUCACGACUGUACGCCUCAUGAUGGAGGCGCUCAAGAGAUCCUCCGAUGUCGACACAGUCAAUUUUCACAACGCUGGCCUGACGGGAGCUUCCGUUGAUGUUCUCGUAGAAGGCCUUCAACACACAACAGUUCGCUCACUCGCCCUGGACUACAACACCCCGCCGGUGGUACUGUCGUCGUCGUCACCGCCCACGAGACCACCCUCCUCAGGAACAGCUGAGCCUGCAGCGGCGGAGGUACCGGCGACCGAGGGUUCUUUAUCGUUGACUACAAACUUUGCCGGCCUUGUCAGUGAAGGCUCAAAGCUCAAGGCGCUAUCCCUCAGAGGCAACGCACUCGAAGACGCCGAGGCUAUUGCCCUCGCUGAGGCCAUAGAAGAUAACACUGUCCUUUGCUCCCUCAAUCUCUUCGACAACAAAAUCACGGACGUCGGAGCCUCCGCGUUCGCGACGAUCCUGAGAGUCAACACCGUCCUGCGCGGCCUGUCUCUUGCGAGAAAUUCCCUGGCCCCUGCCUCCGCGGAGGCCUUCGGGCUGUUGCUGGCAGGAGGCUACGAGGUCCUCCCCCAAGAGCAAGAGAAGCGGGCGGCCGCGGACGUCAAGAUAGCGGCGCAGAACAAGCUGGCCGCGGACGCCAUGAAGAAGAAGAAGGACGCCAAGGUCGAGACGCGCCUCCCGCUGAGCGCGGUGACGGUCCGGACCGGGGAGGACGGGCGCAGCAGGGCCGUCGCCGGAGGAAGCCGGAGCUUGGCCGCGCUCAACCUCGCGGACAACCGGGACCUCGGUAAGGGCGGGGCGCUCGCGGGACUCCUUUCGAGAAUCGUGAACGCGAGGAAAGAGGAGACAGAGGAGGCGGGGGCGGGGGCCGGUUUUGGGGCCGGGGGCGGGGCGGUCGUGCUCCAGGAGCUGCACUUGACGCGCUGUCAGGGAUAUGCCGAGGAAGCGGGUGGAGAGGACGAUACGGCGAUAGCCGCGAUGUCGUUUGCGCUGAGGCCGACCAAAGUUGUGGUAUAAAAACAUGCUGGUUGUCGAUUCGGAGUGUGUAGUAGGCGGUGGAUGUUACGGUCGAUCGUUGAAAUGAAAGCUGAGUUGAUGCCGUUGCGGGUCGGAAGCUAGCAUACGAUUGACUAUCGUUUUUCCUGAUGAUACUUUUGGCGUAAGCAUAUGCAUGAGAAAAUUGUUCAACACGAGCGUGCCCUGUCCAAGCCGAGUUAGGAGCCCGACGUAGACAGUUUGAUCCAUUCUGUGUGCCCCCAUUGACAAGACGUGUUCUGGUCGAGAAACGCGCUAGGGGACAGGAGUUUGAGGAACGAUGGAGCCGGCAGACGGAAAGAUCCAGACAGAAAGGAGAAGCGAAGGUUGUGAGAAACGACCUCCCUUCUGCAUUGCAUAAACGUACCCAGAAAACGGCCAGGUGCUCCAUACGCUCACAGCUCACGGGUAUACAAAUAUAUGAUGGAGAGUGUUUGUGCGGGAACUUGAAAGCAUCGCAGAAUUUUUCCGUCGCUCGUACUUGCACAACGCACACGAGAGGAACCCUAUCGCUGUUGCAAUUGUUGUGGGUGCUAUCGUUGUGAUUAUG